This is a messenger RNA of Apiotrichum porosum, 1347 nucleotides long. RefSeq lists its product as uncharacterized. The transcript has 5 exons. Gene Ontology annotation, molecular function: phosphatase activity. Gene Ontology annotation, cellular component: cytoplasm. The record is from RefSeq and is a predicted model, not a curated record. The coding region runs from base 1 to 1347 and encodes 448 amino acids. NCBI's taxonomy places the organism in Eukaryota, Fungi, Basidiomycota, Tremellomycetes, Trichosporonales, Trichosporonaceae.
AUGCUCCUUCCAAAAAAGGGAGGCCCCGACACAGCCGCAGGGGUGGACGAAGCCACCCCGCUCCUCGUAGGCCAGCAAGACGCCCAAGAUGGCGACGUGUACGCCGACGAGAGCCUCUUCCUCGACGCCCGCCUCCGUUCCGUCUCCACGCACUUGCGCAUCGCUCGCCUCGCAGCCUACUCUGCGACAGCGGCCAUGUUUGCGAUUGUGCUCGCCUUGUUUGCAGCGAUAGUGACGCUGCCGUUCGGUCACCACCGCGCCGGACAUGAUGCGGAUUCCUAUGGCGGCAAGACACUUGCGCCCGCAAACUACACUGUCGUUCCGGGGCUGUUCGUGCAGUCCGACCCGGGAUUCAAUGCUACGGGGUACGACAUGCUCCAAGAUAGUUUCGGCCUGCUCGACAAGAGCGCGGGCAGGUGGAAGAACUUUACAAAGUUCAUUACCUCGCUCAAUGAGGAUGCCGACGAGCACACGACGUACAAGGUCAUCUUCAUCGCGCGUCAUGGCCAGGGCUGGCACAAUGUCGCGGAGAGCCGGUACGGCACGCCUGCGUGGAACUGUUACUGGUCACUACUGGACGGCGAUGGGAAGCUUACUUGGGGACCCGACGCCCAGCUCACCCCUCUGGGCGAGGACCAGGCCGCUGCAGCCAACGCAGGAUGGAAAGACCAGAUAAGUGAUGGCGUUCCCAUCCCUCAGUCAUUCUACUCGAGCCCGCUCCGUCGGUCGGCGAGCACGUUGAAUAUCACGUGGAGCGACAUCACGAUUGACAAGGGUGUCCGUCCGGUGAUCAAGGAGAACCUCCGCGAAAUCAUCGGCCUGCACACCUGCGAUAAGCGUUCGUCCAAGUCUCUGCUCGCAGAGACGUACCCGGACUACACCUUUGAGCCCUCGUUCACGGAGCACGACCCGCUCUGGGACCCCGUCUACCAGGAGACGGACACGCAGGAGGCCGUCCGCCUCCGCCUUGUCCUCAACGAAAUCUUCGCCACGGACCCGCACACGUUUAUCAGCAUCACAGUGCACUCGGGUGUCAUCAAUGCCUUCUUCAUGGCCACGGGACACCCUAGGUUCCAGGUGCAGACUGGCGGGUUUGUCCCCGUUGUGCUCAAGGCCGUGUCCCAUCCCACUGCGACCUUCUCCCCUAUCACCCGCGGCCAGAGCGCCACUGCUCCUAUCUGCACGGCAGACCCGACAGCGCGUGUCGUCUCCCCUGCCAGAGUUUCGGUCGCACCAACGUGGUACCCGGCCUGCGAAGGUGCGCAGGACGGCAUGGUGCUCUGUCGCGGGCUGGCGACCACAGGCGUGGCCCCUGUGCCGACGGCGACAGCUGUACCUGCGACGUGA